AUGCUCAUAUCACUACUACGAAGACAAUCUAAUUUAAAUAGCUUUAGAUCAUCAUAUUUUUCAUUAUUACUACGACGAAGCUCAUCAAAAUCUUCAACUGCAUUUUUUCAUGAGAAUCCAAUAAGUAGAACCGAUGCCAUUACUAACAAUGAUUUUAAUCCAAACUUGAAAUUUAAGCAUUAUUAUGAUAGUCAAAAUUGUUUUAUUAACCCAUGUUCUCAUUACAAUAAGCAUACAGUAGCGAGACCCAAAAAGAUUGAACAAUUUUAUACUCCUCCCCAAAACUUUCAGGAUAUCAUUGAUCAAAACGAAAAUAAUAUCCCAGUAGAAGGAUCAUUUGUUGAGAUAACUAGACCAGAUUUUAAACCUAGAAUAGGUUUGGUAGUUAGACAAGCACUCUCGAGAUUUGAUGCAAGAUAUAAUAAAUUACAAGUGUUGACAAGUGAUAACGAGUUGAUAGACGUCUCGGCAUCGGAAGUCAAUUUCCAUUUACACCAAAUGAUCCCUCAUGACUUUAUCAGUUGCCAACAGAUUGUGACAUCUAGGCACAAUAAGAAGUGUAAGGAAAGAAUACGGGCUAUUGAAUUUCUUGACAGUUUUAUCAAUGAUGUUGUUGAUCUCAAAACAUGCAUGGAACCAAUGUUUGAUCGAAUAUAUGCACAAGUAUCUACAAAUUCAAUAAGCCAUGUGACAUUAGUUGACAUAAUAGAUGCCAUAAAGUACCAAGAAACUUUGGUUAUAAAAAUUGGCCUGUCAUUUUACAAUCAAUGUGUUUUAUUGUUUAGCAUUCACUGGUGUUUGGUUAGCUCCCCCAAAUGGAUUGUACCUAAUUAUUUUGCCAAUAAUAAAUUGACAAAUGUAUUACAAGGACAUUCAAACAAUUUUCAUACUAGAGCUAGUUAUUUUGUGACUCCAGGUAACAUAUCGGUAUCUAUAUCAAAGUUCAUGCGGUAUAUGAAAAAUCCGGAUUCUCAUGAAAUAAUAGAAAAGUUUUUGGCCCAACUCAAAACCAGAAAUGGAGAUGAACUUUCCCAUUUUUUACAAGUUUAUGAUGGUAGGCACUUGGCUUAUAUACUCGAAGUUAUCAAGUUUGCUAUUGUCUAUCCACAUGAUUCGAUAAUCAAACAAUUAAAUAAAUUAGCAUCUUUUAAAAACUGCAGUACACCAAAUGAUUUAUACAAUAAGCUUUUGGAUUUAAAUAUUUAUGACAAAUCAACUGAUGUGGUAUUGUCGCUGGGGAUAGUGGGAAGUUCGGAUAGAAUAAAUGUAUCAAGUGCUGAUCAAUUGCAAAUAGAGAACCUAUGGAGUGGAGAAAAUGGUGAUUUAUUCAGACAUUUACGAACCAAAAAGAAAUAUUACCGUGAUCACAUAAUUUAUGGGUUACCACUUGACGAUAACGAAACUUGUUCGAGAUUUGCCAUAUCUUUGGAAACUAUAAAUUCCAGAAAAUAUAUCUUAAAUAUUCAUAUUCCUGAUAUCACUACUGUUUUACCCCCUGGUGAUUUUAUGAUGGAGAACAUGUUCGAUAAGUUUACUGAACUAUCAAAUAAGUUUAGCAACAGUUUUCAGUCUAACUUAUUUUCAAAUAGAUUUGAAGAAUCGAAAAGAUUCCAUAAAUAUGAAACUGUGGAUUCAGAGAAUUUGUGGGAUGACGAGUUGUUACAGAACAGUAAAUCACAACGAAAUCCAUCGAAAGUCACAUGUAUGACUAUCUCAUUCCAGUUUAAUUCUUACGAGCCAGAACCAUUCAAAUAUUUUGAGAAUAAAAUAUCAGUAAGUUUUGAUUCAAUCUCAAAUUUAAAUGUCAAGAUCCUUGAUAAAGAACUUUUGGAGAAAUGUUUAUCAGGAAAGUUAGAAACGUCACUUUUCAAAUUGUUAAGACGAAACCAAACUCAGGGGUUUUCUGACAGACCACAUUUGAACAAAGGAGAUAUUCAUAAUAUCAAUUACAUUAAUGGUAUCAUGAAAACAUUUUUUAAAAUGCGAGAGCAUUCAGGGGCAGCGGUAAUCAAACCUCAACAAGAGUCAUUGGUUUCAAGCAGUUCAAAUUUCCUUUCAAAAAUAGGGGCUGAUAAACCUCGCCUUUAUUCCCAUAGUGAUUUUAUAUUACGUGAACUACAGAUUUUCACUGGAGCGUUAGUAGCUGAAUAUUGCACCCAACACAGAAUUCCAGCUAUGUUUCAUUGUCAAGACGUAGAACCAACUGUAUACGAUCUGGAUAAGGUCAUGGUCACACACGACAAUAUAAUGAUUCCGCCAUAUGAUUCAGAAAAUUAUCAUCACAGUAUUCUUGCCAAAGAUUCCGAUGGAUAUAUAUCAUUACAAGCAAGUUUUGUAUCCAAGAAUUAUCUUUCGCCUGAAAACGUUAUUGCGGGCCCAGGAAAUAAUAAUCUCCUAUUGGGGUUAAAAAACGGGUAUAUCAAUAUUGUUGAUGUCUUCACCAAAAAAGAGGCUAUAAUAAAUCAAUAUCAACUUUUAUCUUACCAGCAAGCUUUAUUUAGUAGAAAUUUGAGUAUGGAAAAAGGAUAUUUGAAAACUGUACAACAGUUUAACAUUUUGAAAUCUUUAGGGUAUCAAUUACAAGGACCAUUAACAGAGUCUAGAUUGGGAUCUUACAUUGAAGCUUGUCAUCAAAGUCAUGAAAUUUCACUGUUUGUGGGGUCUAUUUUAAGAAAGUAUGUUGUAUUGAAAUGGCUUGAAAAAGCUCAAAUUGAUAUUAAUGAGGGUAAUGGAUUAGAAGUGUUCCAUUGUAUUGUUACAUUAGUUGGUAAAAAGUAUGAUUUGGGUGUCGUGUGUAAAUGUUUUUGUAUGGAAUUGGGCAUUGAAAUUGAUGUGUUGACGGAAAAUUCUGACAUACAUAUUGGUAGCAAAUUGGUUUGUGAUAAAGUUUUGCAAGUAAAUGCAAUUGAUAGGACGUGUUUACUUAGAGAUGAAAAUUACGGAUCAACUUGGUAUUUAUAG
Molecule: messenger RNA, 2961 nt
Organism: Candida albicans SC5314
Lineage: Eukaryota; Fungi; Ascomycota; Pichiomycetes; Serinales; Debaryomycetaceae
Exons: 1
Coding region: 1-2961 (986 amino acids)
Source: RefSeq, a predicted model, not a curated record